Messenger RNA from Hemibagrus wyckioides, 4354 nucleotides. It is a transcript of the gene gpc5b, whose product is annotated as glypican 5b. Bases 212 to 2026 code for a protein of 604 amino acids. Gene Ontology annotation, biological process: positive regulation of canonical Wnt signaling pathway; cell migration; regulation of protein localization to membrane. Lineage: Eukaryota; Metazoa; Chordata; Actinopteri; Siluriformes; Bagridae. Gene Ontology annotation, cellular component: cell surface; plasma membrane; extracellular region. The record is from RefSeq and is a predicted model, not a curated record. The transcript has 9 exons.
CAGCAGUGCUUCUUUUAGCUCCUGCAAGUCUUCUGAGCUGCUGGGAAUUCAUAAGCAUGUGAAAUUCACCACAGCUCUCUUUCAGGAUAUUAACAAAGCCUGCCUUCAUAAAUGCUGGACCCUGGGGAAUCUUCUUGAGCAAUUCUACAGAAUAGAUUUGCACUUCUUUGUUGCUCUGUUAUUAUAGGAGACUAUGGAUUGAAAUGGUGAAAUGCUCCGUGAGACAGUGUGGCGAGUUUGGAUCUGUUGGAUAUUGAUGAGUUUUGGGCCUCACUGGGGAGUUCAGAGUGCAGGUGCACAUAGCUGCCACGAAGUUAAAACAGCUUUCCAACUGCGGCAGAUUGGCCCUUUAAAAUGGGUCCCAGAAACAGCAGCAACAGAUGCAGACCUCCAAAUCUGCGAACACAAGGGUCCGACCUGCUGCACACGCAAAAUGGAGGAGAGCUACCACAAUGCGGCACGCAGAGACACAACGCAGAACAUUCUCUCCUACAGCCUUGAGCUAAAGUACCUCAUUAUAAACCAUGCUGCAGCCAUCCAGGACACCUUCCAUUCCCUGCUGUCUUUCACGCUGAACCACACUCUCUCACUCCUCGACCUUGCCUACGAACCAAUUGCUGCUGAGUCCCGUCCCUUAGUUUCCGCCCUCUUCUCGGACCUCGCCCUCUACCUGCGUGGCAAUGAUGAUGUCUCUGUCGUCCGCUCUGUGCGGCAUUUUUUCGAUGAACUAUUCCCACUGGUCUAUCGGCAUCUUGUGAACCCAGGACUGGCAUCCUCCACCUGGUCAGCAGAGGGCACAGAAUGCCUCCGGGCCACAAGGCAAGACCUCAACCCAUUUGGUCCUCACCCGCAGGCACUGGCACAUGGGCUAGCUCGAGUAUUAGGGGUUGGUCGAUCACUCAUGCAGGCGCUAACGGUGGGUGUUGAGGUUGUGAAUGCCUCAGAAUCAGCAGGCAUGGCAAAAGAUUGUGGAAGGGCCAUAGUGAGGAUGCAGUUCUGCUCACACUGUAAGGGUCUCACACUGAUCCGACCAUGUCAGGGGCUAUGCCUGAAUGUGAUGAGGGGUUGUCUGGCGGGAAUGGCGGAGCUACAGGGGCCAUGGAGCCGCUACAUUGCUCUCCUGGAGGGCACAAGUGCAGCACUGGCUGGAGGGCAUGAGCUAGAGCUAACUCUUCUGGGCAUACGCGAGAGGAUCAACGAUGCCAUCCUGAGUGCCCAGCUGAAUGGACCACAUCUCAGUGCCAUUGUGGAAAAGGUAUGUGGUCCUCUCACUGAAUCUGCCUCGUCCACUCAAAAAGGUCCAACACAGCAGAGUCCAACUUCAUCGAGUCCUACAGUCUUGGACCAGAGUUCGACUGUGGAAUCAGUCUCCUCUAUCUCGUCCGUGAGCCCUACAGUACAGGACAAGUCUAAUGAUCACAGAGAUGGCCAUGUUACUCUGAAGAAAAGAUCCUUGCCUCUAAAACCUUCCAAGCAUGACAAGCCCAGAAGCUUGAAGAAGCUCUCUAAGGAGUUUGUGAGCUACAUUCAGCGCUACAAGUCCUUCUUCUCCAUGUUGCCAGAGGUGCUCUGUGAUGCAGAGAUGGUGCUGGAUGAAUACACCUGCUGGAAUGGGAAGGACGUGGUGGAGAGUUACACAGGUUCUGUAGUUGGGAAUGGCCUCCAGGCCCAAAGACAAAACCCUGAGAUUAAGGUCAGAGGUGUGGACCCGGUGUUAGUCGAGGCCAAAGAGAGACUGGAGAGAUUUAAUCAGGAUAUGUGGGCUGAAACGGGACUGGAUGAUGAAUGGCAUGAGCCCUUGCAUGUAGACAGCGGCAGUGGAACUGAAACCAGCGGUGAAUGUGAUGACGAAGAUGGAUGUGAAGGUUCAGGAGAGCAUGAAGAGGAAACAGGUCAUGUCAUCCCCUCCUUCUCAAAUCCCUCUGUGAUAAAAGGUUCAGGAGGUUCAUACAGUACACGCUCCUCCUCGCUCUUGCUCUCUCUGGCUCUCUCCUUCCUCCUACUGUCUUUCCUGCACUCCAUCUAAAGGCCCGAGGACUCAACGGAGACCUGAAGUAUGCACUUGCACUGGACACUUAGUCUACAUGUUGAUUCGACCUGCUCCAUCCUGCGUAGCUGCUGUCCACACUAAACCCUCCAGCUACUGAGAAAGUGCCUUGUUUUUGAUUUAGUUUGUGUUAUAAAUUAAAGUGUUGCACAUGAGCUUGUGUGCUGUUCCCUGCUUUGUAGAAUCUGAGUGGCAGCUUAUAGUCAGUUUCAAUUUUGUGUCUAAAUCAUCACACACCCCGAGAUGCUGAGGUACUUUCUGACACAAUAUACAACAGUGCUGAAUUCUCAAUUCUCAAAGUCAUUGAUUAAUUUUCUAUACCAGCGGCUCUGACAGUAGUGCAGCUGCAAAUUACAGGUUUCUAUUAAAGCACUUAUUCUAAUGUUAUCGUUUCUAUAGUAACAGCUUACACAGAAAGGUGGACUGCUCCAUAUAAUAUGGAUAAAAACAAACAUAAUAAUUGAUAUGGUGUACUUUUCCAUGAAGAGAAAGUAAUGCGUUUUUGCCACAUUGCUGGUGAGGUUUAUAGCUGCUAUAGCAAGUGUUUAGAUGAAAGUUAUGUAAAUUAUCAUGGACAUUGCACAACAUUAAUUGUGACUAUAAAUGGAUGAAGUGUGGAUGAAGUGACAAAUUACUGUGGUAUAAGAGAAAUAAAAACUCUUUAGGAUGUGCUGUUAUGGGAAAAUUCAGUAUAAACAGUAUGGGGGGAACAGUAGCUGACAACAGCUGCAGCUUCUUCUUAAAGAUUAAAGCUGGAGUUAAACAUUAGACAUGAUUUAGAUAAUAUAGUUUCAGUCUGAUUUGUACAAUCUAAACUGACUCAUUCUUAUACUGCUUUAAAAAAAAUAAUAAAAUGAUAGGACUGAGCUAGAUGAUGUCUUUUUGAGUUGAAUGUGUGAUGAUUUAGGCAUCGCUUCUUUAAUUGUUAGCUAAAUUAACCUUGUUGUUUAGAGAAAGUAAAGAAGAGAACUUGAGACUCAGACAUGUUCAACAUUACAUUUAGGAUAACUGGAGAAAAUGGAUAAUCUGUAAAUGUAAUUUUUGCCCAAACUGUUUGUUUAAAGAAAAUUGCUGCUGUUUGAAUUAAAACUCACCUUCACAACCUCACCUCACCUCACAGUAUUGUCAUGUGGAAAGAUGUUUGUUGAUCUGUAUGUGUAUGAAUAUAUACGUGUGACUUCUAUGACAUGUAUAUGAGCAAUGAUGCCAAUAGCAAUAUUUCAGUUCUGCUUUCAUUCAGAUUAGUAUAAUACUGGGAUAUUGAAAUUAGGUAACAUGUAAAUUAGCAUAUUUAUGUGGAAAUGUAUUUAAAAAAAGACGUACAGUAGUCUGGGUUAUACAUGGUGUGAGCAACAACUAUAGAAUUAAAUAUCAAAUUAUGUAAUUAAACUAAUUGAAAAUGUAUGUAGGCAAAACCUUAUUAUGUUUUAAUUGUCUGAAAUCUGAAGAAUCUCUGUCCUUUGUUCUAUAAAUGUGGUUUAACAUUCACUUCCUGGCAUGUAGGCUGAAGCAUGACACUAAUGUGACAGAAAUGUUUUAUGGCUCGGUCAUGUGUAAAUUGGUCACUGAUUUCAGGAAUACACACUUCGCUGUUAUUUUUUUUUUCAAUUCUGAUAUAUACUUACUCAUGUACUUACUCAUUCAGUGAAAAAUAUGCUACGACUGUGCAAGGUUCCCAUCAGUGAGAGAAGCAGAUAUAAAAGUCAAGGCUGUUUUGUUUAUAAAUAAUGCAAAUAUCUGUUUAUCAACUUCACACACCUUUUCUGUCCCUGAAAUUGGAUAAUUUAAUGUACCAUGUGCUCCCAGACACAGCCAUUAAUGCUGAGGGUUUAAUUAAGUGUGUAAUUUGUAAUGGAGAUCUUCAUUAAAAUGGCAACCUGGGCAUCUGCAUUUCCUAAUAUUUGAGCCACAGGAAAGCACUUAUUCCUGUUGCUAAAUUAUUAGGAAAACAAUCACCGGACACCACACACACACAUACACAUAUAUUCACACCUAGGGGCAGUUUAAUUUAAACCAAUUCAUCUAGUGCCACAGAAACUCAGGUUUCUGUCUAUGUGAGGUUUUAUAUGUUCCCUGUGUGUCUGCGUGGGUUUUGUCUGGUUUCUCCAGUUUCCUCACACCUUCAGAAAACAUGCUGGUAUGUGAACUGCCAACUCUAAAUUGCCCAUAGGUGUGAAUGUGUAUGUGGUGCCCUAUGAUUGGCACAACACCCCAGUGUAUUCCUGCCUCACAUCAAGUGUUACUGGAAUUGUCUCAAUAGCUCAAGAAUUGCAGCAGCUUAAUAAUCAAAUAUUAUAUAUUUGAUCA